GUACAACGAGAACCCUUUCCAUAACUUUGAGCAUGCAUCGCACGUAACAAUGAGCGUGACAAAGUUGUUGAGUCGCAUUGUUGCACCUAGUGAUGUACUCGAUGGACUCUCCAACAAUGGCGGAAGCGGUCGUGGUCGAAAUCGGUUGGCCUCCAAUCUGCAUGAUCACACGUACGGUAUUACAUCGGAUCCAUUGACUCAGUUCGCUUGCGUCUUCUCGGCAUUAAUUCACGAUAACAAGAGCGUGGCGGAACAAAACUCUAUCGAUUUAGCUUGGGAUUUGCUAAUUGACGACAGCUACGCGGAACUUCGCAAUACAAUAUAUGCCACUCAGGAAGAACAACUACGAUUUCGUCAGCUAGUCGUCAACUCGGUCAUGGCUACGGAUAUUAUGGACAAGGAUCUCAAGGGACUUCGUAACGCGCGUUGGGAAAACCGAAAGGCAACAAUCGUAAUUGAACACUUGAUUCAGGCUUCGGAUGUAGCGCAUACGAUGCAGCACUGGCACAUCUAUCGAAAGUGGAACGAACGCUUGUUUUGUGAAAUGUAC
Molecule: messenger RNA, 550 nt
Organism: Phaeodactylum tricornutum CCAP 1055/1
Lineage: Eukaryota; Bacillariophyta; Bacillariophyceae; Surirellales; Neidiaceae
Exons: 3
Biological process (GO): signal transduction
Molecular function (GO): 3',5'-cyclic-nucleotide phosphodiesterase activity
Source: RefSeq, a predicted model, not a curated record